Messenger RNA from Eutrema salsugineum, 1800 nucleotides. RefSeq names its product indole-3-acetic acid-amido synthetase GH3.17. Gene Ontology annotation, cellular component: cytoplasm. NCBI's taxonomy places the organism in Eukaryota, Viridiplantae, Streptophyta, Magnoliopsida, Brassicales, Brassicaceae. Bases 13 to 1800 code for a protein of 595 amino acids. Gene Ontology annotation, molecular function: acid-amino acid ligase activity. The transcript is spliced from 5 exons. The record is from RefSeq and is a predicted model, not a curated record.
AAAGCAGCAAGCAUGUUACCAAGGUUCGAUCCAACAAACCCAAAAUCUUGUAUGUCUCUUCUUGAGGAUGUGACCACCAACGUAAAGCAGAUUCAAGAUUCUGUGUUGGAAGCAAUACUUUCACGUAAUGCUCAAACCGAGUACCUCAGAGGUUUCCUCAACGGUCAACUCGAUAAGCAAAGCUUCAAGAACAAUCUACCCAUUGUGACCUACGAAGAUUAUCGGUCUUAUAUAGAUCGUCUCGCUAAUGGAGAGCCCUUUGAUCUCAUCUGUGAUCGACCCAUCAGUCUAUUCUUGGCCAGCUCCGGUACUUCAGGAGGAGUUCCAAAGUUGAUUCCUUUAACAGCAGAGGAAUUGGAACAGAGGAUCCUGUUUGCAUCUCUCUAUGCACCUCUAGUCUUCAAGCACAUCGAAGGUCUAACCGAAGGAAAAUCUCUCAUGUUUUAUUUCGUGACCCGAGAAAGCGAGACUGCCUCUGGUUUGAUGGUCAGGUUUAUGAUAACUUGUGUUUUGAAAAGCGUGAACCCAUCCAACUCAUUUCUUUGGGAUCGAGUACAGAUAAUCCCGCAUGCGAUUUCGACUUGUGCAGACACAGCUCAGGGCAUGUACUGCCAGUUGCUUUGUGGGCUCCUACAACGUGAAAACGUAGCUCGCCUCGGUGCACCUUAUGCUUCUUCCUUCCUCAAAGUAAUCAAUUUCUUGGAAGAUCACUGGCAUGAGUUGUGCUCAAACAUAAGGACUGGCCGUGUCAGCGACUGGAUCACAGACGCUGGAUGUGUUUCAGGGAUUGGUAAGUUCCUCACAGCUCCAAAUCCAGAACUAGCGAGCCUGAUCGAGCAAGAAUGCAGUAAAACAUCAUGGGAGGCAAUAUUGAAGAGACUAUGGCCAAAAGCAAAAUGCAUCGAAGCCGUCGUUACCGGCUCCAUGGCUCAGUACAUUCCAUUGCUGGAAUUCUAUGGCGGAGGUCUUCCUUUGAUUUCAUCGUGGUACGGAAGCUCUGAAUGUUUCAUUGGUAUCAAUGAUGAUCCUCUGAGCAAGCCUUGUGACGUGUCUUACACCAUCAUUCCAAGUAUGGGGUACUUUGAGUUCUUAGAGGUCAAGAAAGAUCAUCAAGAAGCUGGUCAUGAUCCCGCAAAGAACCAUGCAGUCGUCGAUCUUGUGGAUGUAAAAAUCGGUCAUGAUUAUGAACUUGUCGUCACAACUUUUUCUGGUUUGUAUAGGUAUCGUUUGGGGGAUGUUUUACGAGUGACUGGUUUCUACAACAAUGCGCCACAGUUUUAUUUCGUGGGAAGACAGAAAGUUGUUCUGAGCAUCGACGUGGACAAGACCUACGAGGAAGAUCUCCUCAAGGCAGUGACAAACGCGACUCUACUGCUCGAGCCACAUGACCUGAUGCUCGUGGAUUUCACUAGCCGUGUGGAUACCUCCUCGUUUCCAGCACACUACGUGCUCUAUUGGGAACUAGGGAGCAAAUUAAAGGACGUCAAGCACGAGCCCGACCGCGAUGUCUUGGAAGAAUGCUGUUUCGCCAUCGAGGAGUCUCUCGAUUCUGUGUACAGAAAAUUACGAAAGAGUGAUAAGAUCAUUGGACCACUUGAGAUUAAGGUUGUUAGGCGUGGUGCUUUCGACGAGCUCAUGAAUUUCUUCUUAUCUCGAGGCUCUUCUGUUAGUCAGUACAAGACUCCAAGGUCGGUGACGAGUGAAGAAGCUUUGAAGAUAUUGGAUGCAGCAGUUGUUUCCGAGUUUCUUAGCCCUAAAACUCCGUCGUGGGAGCCACGUGAGCUCCACUCCAGCCGAUAA